Messenger RNA from Megalops cyprinoides (Indo-Pacific tarpon), 7834 nucleotides. Its product is annotated as A-kinase anchor protein 11-like. The transcript is spliced from 12 exons. The record is from RefSeq and is a predicted model, not a curated record. Gene Ontology annotation, biological process: intracellular protein localization. Bases 96 to 5789 code for a protein of 1897 amino acids. Gene Ontology annotation, molecular function: protein kinase A binding. Gene Ontology annotation, cellular component: cytoplasm. NCBI's taxonomy places the organism in Eukaryota, Metazoa, Chordata, Actinopteri, Elopiformes, Megalopidae.
UCUGUGUUUGUGAAAUGAUCUGAGGCUCGGGGAGCUGCAGCGGGUCUGAGGGCAAACGGUGAGUGGCCAGGGUCCCGCCCCAGCCCAGCCCAGCCAUGGAUGCCUGUGCACGAAUCAGAGGGGUCCCGCUUAAGACCCGGGCCUCCAUCAGGCGAGAGACCAUCCAGGAGAGCUCCACUCUGAAUGUGAAGAGUCUUCUGAAGAGCAGAAAGGAGCUGUGCAAUGUCGUUCUGGAGCUGCCCGGCAGAGACCCAGUGUGUCUGACUGAGAUUCAUUUUGUGUGUUUACCCAGUCAUUCCAAUGGAGAGAGGCUCACACUACAGGCCCUGUCAGAUGCCCCAGCUGACUUGAUGGAGUUGCUUAAAUCACUACAUGUCCAUAGUCUGAAUGACGAAGAGGUGCUGCUGCUCAAAGAUUCUAAGAAACUGCUGGAGAAGAAAAGCAGUAAUUCUCAGAGCACGGGGUCGAAAGCCAUCUGCGUACUGCGGCACUUCCACAGCCUUCAGAGCAGUGUGGGAAGCACCCUGGGCCUGCUUACCAGGUACAUAGCAGGGAUACGAUACGCCCUGGAGCUGCGGUCUCUGCAGAGGGGCACGUCUGAGGCUGACGAUGAUGACACCAACCAGUCCGUCUCCUCCAUCGAGGACGACUUCGUCACCGCUUUCGAGCACUUGGAGGAAGACGAAACAACAGAUUACCCCUCUUCUACUGUGUACAACCAGCGGAACCAGCGUGAUGUGGCCUCUCAGACUGUCCCCUCCCGCUCCAAAGACAAGAAGGGCUCUCGGAUUAUCAUUAGCUCAUUCCCCAGGAAGCCCUCGUCCAAGCGAGCCUCCUCUCCUGAAGUGUCAGUGUCAGUUCAGAGCUCAGCAACAGCAUGGUCUUCAGGUCCCAGGAGCCAGUGGAGCAUCUACAUGUCAAAUAGUCCAGAGAAGGGUCGCGGUGUGUCCACCUCCCUUACAGAAUCCGAUGAGUCUAACUGCUCAAGCCCCAGUCCCAUAAUCUUCCUGGACGAAGUAGGUUAUCAGAAGAGCCUAAAAGCAAAGCUUGAAAUUCCCACAAUUCCUGUCCUCAAAGACGGAGUGGAGGACUCGGAUUCAGAAGUGAGCGAGUUUUUUGAUAGCUUUGAUCAGUUCGAUGACCUGGACCCAACCCUGGAGAGUACCUCCCAGGAGCCAAUCUCAACCAGCCAGACACACAAAAAGAAGCUCCCCGCGGGCUGUAGUUCCAAAUACGUUCCCAGGGGCGGCUCAGCAACAGCCAUGAACCCUCAAAGGUUUGACCACCCAGUUCCUCCUGCCAACAUCAGGAAACCCACUCCGCUCAAACCAGGAUCAGCGUAUGGUGCCAACGCUGAUGUCCCUGACUCUCCACGGCAAGUGAGGACGUAUGGAGAAGAGACCGGGGCACUCUUCAGUCCAGUCAGCUCGUCGGCUUUUAGCCCACUAGGUGAAGGCAGUACCUUGGAGUAUUUUUGGAAAGCAGAAGGAGACGGCUCAGAACUCCGCAAACCUCAGGACCUUUGCGCACUGUAUAAAACGUACUCUGAUUUCGCAAACAACAUGUCAAAGGAAAUUCUUGCUUCAGUCUGCGGGUAUUCGUCUCCAGUCGAUAUGAAUGUCAAUAAGAACCUGAGUUGCGUUUGUCAUAAAGAGUUUAAAAAUGUCAGCGGUUAUCUUAUGAAAUUGUCUGACAUACAGGAGACAGUUACCAUAUCUAAGUCGGAGAAACCACAAACGCUAACUGACGGAAUACAGAGGUUUGCCACAGACUUAGUGGAAAAGAGCCUUGGGAGUGCCUUCAGAGAUCUACAAAAAGGAGUAUCCUCUUGCACCACUACACUGUGCCAUCUAGCUGCAAGGCUAACCUCGUCAGUGUUUCAAAUGGCCUUUCAUGAGAUUGGCAUGAGACAUGCAUAUGUAUUAAAAGAACGUGCCAUAAAUGGUUUGGCUGGGUUCCUGGUUGGGGAAGCUUUGUCCGAGGCCCUUGAAGAGUUCCGCUUUGUGAAAAAGCAGAUUUUCAACAACACGGUCACCCGGUUUGCAGCAGAUCUUGCAGAAGAGUUAGUGUUUGAAGGGAUCAUGGAGGUUUGCCAGUUCUCACACCCGUCCACACCCUCAACUUCAAGUAAUUGGUCCUUUGAGCAAGAGGAGGAAGUGGUUUCUUCAUAUGCCUCAGAUCUCUCAGAGUCUGUUCUCCAAGAGGCAUUCAUUGAGCUUUCUCAAGCUGAGGUGACCUUCACGACACAGGCGGCUAUCAGCGUGUCUCUGGACAACAUUCACUACGUUAGUGCUGAGGAUACCUCUCAGAGCACAAAGACUUGCAAUGCUGCCAUGAAUUACUUAGGAUCGUCAUGCACACCUGAACUUCUCAGCGCAUCAGAAAAUCGCUGCACUAUGAAAAAAGCUUUGCUCUGCAUGUCUGGUAUUGCCAGCUGUGUUCCAGCACCUGUGGCUGGGAAAGGCAUCUCCCACUUUCAGGACCCAGCAGAUACUUGUCAGUAUAAAUCCAGUACUUGCUAUACAUCACAGACUAGUCCCAAGAAAAGCAGCUGUUCUGAACAGAGACUGCUGACAACAUCAGCUUUGGACAUAUCCACUGCAACACAGACAGAAUUGCAAGCUCCUGGUGAAAGCAGAGGACCACAUGAUGGGACUUGCGCCCUCAAAGCAGGAUCAAGCUUUGAGCCCAGUGAGAAUGUUUCUGAAGCUGCAUCAUCAAGAAAGACCCAUUUCCAGAACUUCUCCGGGAACAUGGUUGACUUGAUCGUAAGUGAAGCUUAUGAUCUCAUGAGCACUUCAAAAGUGAAGAAGACAGUGGAAGAAUGUGCUGGCUAUCUGAGCAAGAAAAUAGGAGGUUGCAUACCUUCGUCAGGUCAGGCUGAGUCUCCUAAUCUAGUCAGCGAAAAUAUCAUGGUGUCCAAUGACAAGCAGUUAUGUGUAAAAGGAGGUUCGGACAUCUCAUCCCUUAAAGCAGACGAAGGGUCUCUGCUUGAGAAGAAUUCAGGAGUGCAGAUUGAAUUGGAAGAGCCUAUACGCCAUUGUUCAGUAUCAGAAGAUAAACGAAAAGAUUCUGCCUACCUAAGGAAGGGAAGUAUUAACAAUCAGAGCUCCCAUUUUCCCCUGCAGCCUUCCUUGAAGAAAGAUGUCUGUGAAGUGGGCUUUAGCGGUCUACAUCAGUUCAGAGAAGUAGCCACUGAAACGCGCGCCUCAUCGAUGAAGGACACAUUAGAGGUGCCAGGAUUUGAACCGGCUGGACGGGGUGUCAGAAAGAUGGUCCCGGAAGAGGCACUCAGCAGCACUGGAAGGAAAUGGAAUGGAGUCCCAGGCACUCCACCGCCCUCUCCACAGCAGCCUCAACUGGUCUCUCAGGAGAAGCAGUUCAAGCAGUUCUCAAAGAAACUGAAAGGCAAGCUUGCCAAGGAGUUUUCCCCUGCCACCCCACCGUCCACACCGCAGUACCAGCCCACCCCUGGUCUGACAGAAGCUGGUGCCGACUCUGAGAAGGCCGACUUCAUGCAGAAGCUCAUGAGGUCUCUUUCUGAGGAAGCUGGAAGUAACGAGGAUGAGGAAGACUGGAGAAAUAACGGCUUCCAGUCUGGAAUUCAAGAUGAAGAGACUUUUCCGGAACGAAACCUUCCCUCGCAAACUGACCAUAAAAUGAUGCAGAAGGGAGCUCUCCGUUAUGCAGAGCGCUUAGCAUAUCACAUUGUGUCUAUGGCUACUGAAAUGGACACUCUUAGCUCGGAAGAAGGAAGGAAGUCUGAGGACAAGGAACACAAGCCCAGCCCUUUUGAGCGCAGUGCACGUUUUUCAGAGCAGACGUUACGCUCUUUAUGGACCUAUGCUGGGGAAAUGGCGGGGGAGGUGAUCAAUGAUGUGAAAAAGAUGGUGAGUUCUAAUCACUGCAGGCACAAAACUAUCAAGAGCAGCAGAGGAGAGUCUGCAGAAUGUCCCAAGCACUUAAACUAUAGAGAAUGUAGAUUAAACAGCCUGGCCGACCAGUGGUCCAGUGAACUUAUGACUUCAGUUCUAAGCCUCCAUAGCUCUGGGUCAAGUGGGUUGUCAUCUAAAUUCCCUAGCUGUGAGAGUGUUACCGAUGAGUACGCUGGGUACCUCAUCAGGGUUCUGAAGAGGGAAGGGGGCAGCAGGGAGCUUGUUUUGGAUCAGUAUGCCAGUCGCCUUGCUUACCGAUCUAUCAAGUCCGGACUGGCGCAGGCUGCAAGGAAGAUUAAGCAGAGGUCCAGUGCUAGGGCUCAUGCUUUCAGGAGCUUGAAUCAUGGUAGCACCCAGGAGGGAUGGAAGAGAUUUGCCAUAGAGACACCCUCAACUGAUGCUAGUGUGAAGGUAUCCCCCUCCAGUGACACUGUCCAGUGUACGUGCCAGAAGACCAGAGAUGUGAGCAGCGCAGAAUGCAUGGAACUUGUUAACUUUGCAGAGUCUUUGGCUUAUAGCAUCACUUGUGACGUCACAAGGAAGCUCAGAUUGUCAUCGGUUCGACUCCCUAAAUCCCUCACUGAUUCCUGCCUGUACAAAAAGGCAAAGCUGGGAGACAUGCCAGAGAAGCUCAUCAAAACCACAUGUUCAGGUCCAUUACUGCCUUACACAGAGAAAGACAAACAAUAUCACAGCACUGGCAGCUUAAAUGAGGGGAAUUACAGCGAUGGUGUUAUGCAAGUCAUUGAGCGCUAUGCAAGGAAAAUUGUUGAUGAUACUUUAGAAAUGACAUUGGCAACAACAGGCUAUCCAACUAUAGAAGACAAAAUCAGCUCGGAUAGAAAUUUAUACGCCGAAAAGCUUUCCAAAGCUGUACUGAGCUCUGCCCUAGCUGCAAAAGCCUGCCGCUACUGCGCCAUCAAGGAGCGUCCAUUUUGUAACCAUGUCGGUGGGCAGAACUUCCAGGAGGUUCACAGGAAGAAAAGGCAGGACGGUGAGGCAUUGUCUGAUAGCUGCUGCAACAGGACAAGAGCCUGUCUGGAAAUUCCAAAGAUUCACAUUGAUUUGGACAAGAGGGCCAGCUUUGCGGAAGAGAUGGUGUCGUCCGCGAUCGAGAAGGCAAGGCGGGAGCUGAGCAGCACCAGCCUGAACGCAGACAGCGGGAUUGGACACGACGGCGCAAGCUUCGCAGAGAGCCUGACCACAGAAAUCAUGGCAUCCGUCAUGUCUAACGUCUGCCAGGCCAUUAACAUCAGCUCCCCCGGGAGAGAGAGGACGCACACGUCGGAGUCCACCGUGAGCCAGCAGCCGAGUCUGAGCGCGGGGGACGACAGCAUCGGCAGCUGGUCCAACCUCAGCUUCGAGGACGAGCACCCUGAUGAGAGCAGCAGCUUCCUGCACCUGAGCGACAGUAAUGGGAACAGCAGCAGCUGGAGCAGCCUGGGUUUGGAGGGAGAGGCUUGCGAGGAGUGCGCAUCCCUCUCCCCAUCAGACAGCAACGGCACGGAGGAGAAGGAGACAGAGACCAAGGAGGGCUUAGAUGGGCCACGGCACGUGGAGGCAGAGCUUGGGAUGCUGGUGGUAAACACAGACCUGAGUGAGCAGGCGCUGGACCCACAGGUGAGGGCGGUGCUCCAGUGGAUCUCCGCCUCCCACUGCGACCUACCCAUGGUGCACCUCGGCCAGGCAGCUGACAGUGAGCUGGAGCUGCUGCCAGCGGUGCUGCAGAAGGUGAAGGAGAGGGGCUGGAGAGUGGGAGAGCUUCUGCGGGCGCUCCUCACCUACUGCGAGGAGCCGGAGCCAGAGAGACGCCGCGGACAGCCCCUCUUCCAGUGGCUGCUGGAGCGCACUUAGACCCCCGUGACCCGUAACGCCAAGGUUAGCCACUGCUCUGAGUGUCCUGCAGUAAGUCAAAGCUAACAGCAGCGUUAACCAUGAAGCUCCCCGUCACUGUGCAGUGAUGUGCCACGCAUCUGCCAAAAGAAGUGUUUGUCCGUAGUCUCGUCCCUCUACCAAGGGGAUGGUCAAAGGAAGCGGCCACCUGCUCUCGUAUUGGGUGUACUAGAAGAAGCCGCUGCCCAUUCUCGUAUUGUGUGCUUUGACUUUAGACAGCCUUUUAUGUUUUCGCUUAAGUUCCGUACACCUUCUGGUCUUUUGUGUUACUGUCUUUUUUUUCUUGUACUAUAGCGUACAGCACGUAUCCACAUCAGUGUGUGAUCUUUCCCGGCCAUGCCUGCAUUGUGUUGUCACACCCUGUUCGUGCGUUGUUAAAGACUCGGCGGUGUGAAUGAGACAUUGUUUUCCGUCACGGAAUCCCCCAUCGCUUGGAGGAAGACCACGUUACCUUCAUAUCUCUCUCCUCUGCGGGGUUGUUCACACAUGCUCAAGGACCAACCCAGCAAACCUUCACUGCUUCCAACAUGUGGGUGGAAGGAAUUUGGGGAAGUUAGAGUCUAUGGAGUAAAACAAGGAAGGAUUAUGGAAAGUACAGCAGUUAUUUGACACAACUGGUUGGAUUUGGUGGAUCGCUUGAGUCAGGGAGCGAAUAGCGUUGCUUAUUUUCUGUUAGGUUCUCUCAUUUGCUCAUUUCAGCAAGGAACUGACUGUUUGUGCACCGUAUUGAUGUGAAUGGGAUCAAUGUUCUGUGCUUUCAGUACCGUUUCUUUCAAUGGAUAAGCAUUAUGGCAUAACACAAGAGCAUAGAACAUUGACAGUUAUUUCAGAGAUAUAUAGAUUUAUUUCAGUUAACAAACAAAUGUUUACAGCACAUAUACAAUGCAAUCUAAGAAAGCCUCUACACUGUGCUUAUACUGUUUAUAGUCUAUAUGCCUUUAAGAAAAAUAUCUCCCGUGUCAUUAAAAGCUAGGAAGAAAGUCACUGCACAAAAUGCCCUAAGGCAUUGGGGGUGGUAAUUAACAUGAUCCAGGAGAGAAUGGCAUUUAGAAAAGGUGCCAGUUUACUUGGGGCAAAAUGUGAGUUGUGCUUUAUAAUGCAGAGAAAUUUAUUCCUGGUGAUUGACUUCAUUUUCCUUUAGACUUGAGGCAACAUGGACUUAUCACUCUGUAUGACCAACCUUUCUAUUCAGUGCUGUGUCCUCACGUGGGAAGGGUCCAGUCUUGCUGUGAUGCUAAAUUAGCAACACGUCAGUAAAAUCACAGCAAAGCUAGCGCAGCACAUCUGAUCAGCAUGUACACACCUCCCAGCGGCAGUCGGUACUCCAAAAUUUCACCACUCCUCUAUACACGGUUUAUAAAAGGCAAACCUCACUUUUGGGGAGAAUGGUAUGGAUGUAAGGACACAUCCAGGUGUGACAGGGUUGUGCUGCCCCCAAAGCAAAGCCGGACUUCAAGCUCAUCCGUCCCAAAGUACACUAAUUGUCGGGAAGCCAGUGAACCCGUCUUGUGUAAAAUACCUCAAAACUCUUAACCAGUAUUUACGUUUCUUAAGAGAAUAGUGGAACAGUGUCAAAGAAUCAUGAUAUCACAGGAGCAAGCAGGGUGAGGUAGGGGCUAGGUCACUGACCUCUGACCUCUGUGGGUCGUAUGUUUGAGUCUUGGAUGGGACUCUGCCUGGUACUUUUCCCAGUUGCUCCACAAAAGUCCAUCCAAAAGGAUGCUAAAUUGUUAGUUAUCCUAGAAAUGUUGCGCAAAUACAAGAUUAGAUGUAAUGACUGUAUUUAUCUUUGGUGUAUACGGAUAGACCAUACACAGUUGUUCUCUUGGGUGUUUUUUGCAUGCCAUAAUCCCAUUGCCAAGAUUGUACACUUCUGCAGCGCCAUUUUAUCUUCAUUUGUUUGCAUUAUUUAAAGACAGUAUGGGCUGCUAGUGGUCUUAGUGAUAUCGCUAGGCAACUGUUACCGUGUGCUCUCUCUGGCAGGGAACCAUUCUUGGUGUGGCAUG